Molecule: messenger RNA, 9200 nt
Organism: Frankliniella occidentalis (western flower thrips)
Lineage: Eukaryota; Metazoa; Arthropoda; Insecta; Thysanoptera; Thripidae
Product: telomerase-binding protein EST1A
Exons: 21
Coding region: 19-6540 (2173 amino acids)
Biological process (GO): nuclear-transcribed mRNA catabolic process, nonsense-mediated decay
Cellular component (GO): telomerase holoenzyme complex
Molecular function (GO): telomeric repeat DNA binding; telomerase RNA binding; protein binding
Source: RefSeq, a predicted model, not a curated record
UAAAUUUAAAACAAGUACAUGGUCCAUGUCCAUUGCUCGGGAACACUAUUUUUAGAUUGUGAUCAUAUUCAAUGUGAACACUUCGUUGAUGGCCUAACCAAGGCCGUCCGUUUGUCUGUGUUUUGGAAGCUUGUUUUCAACGCACACCACAACGUCUAUGGGGAAACUAAUGUUACAAGUUUACUUUGUCACAAUGAUGGUGAUAUGAAAUUAGAAGCAAGCAGAAGAGGACUGAGUUCUGGAGGAAGCAAAAGAGGAGCUGAAUUGUACCGCCCAGGUGGUGGUCUGUACCCCAAGUCUCCGCGAGGCGAACUUGAAGACAACAUGUCAAAUAGCAACAGCAAUCUUUACUCUGCCUCUAAUGAUAAGAGAAAUCAAGAUCCUCCAAGUGAAGGAACCCAAAAUGGACCCAGCCAUGGAUCUCAUUCAAGAGGUGGUUAUGGGCGAAAAUCUGGCCACUCAGGUAGAUCACGUUCAGGUAGAUCUGAGAAAUCAGAUACCCGAAAUCCCAGAGAUAACAAAGAGGCCACAGUGUCAAAGUUAACUGAAAGACUAGCUCAGGUUACAAUAAAAAGAGAUGAUAACCAACAAAGUGGCCAUGAAGCCCCUAAGGGAGAAAAUAAUGGCUCAACACAGGCUUCUCAGAAUGACAUAACAAAGAAAGUAAAGAAACCUGAACAACAAAUUUAUAUCCCGAAACCUGUAGCACAAUCAAUGGCGAAUCGAGAAGCUGCCAACAAAGUAAAUAAUCAUCUUAAAGAGGAAUUGUGGACAGAUGAUGACAGUACAUCAUAUUGUGCUGAAGAUGACUCCAAAGCUGGAAAUUCUCAAGGAAGUAGAGAUGGCCGAAAAAGGAAAUCAAAGAAAAAGAAACCAAAAGGGAAAAGAAAUGAGAACAGUGAAAGGGGUGAGGAGGGAACCACCUCCAACAAGCAUGACCCUGUAAGCCGCAGCCAGAAUGAAGCACCCAAUCGUCAAAACAGUUCAGUUGGAAACAGAAUAGACUCUAGUAGAUCUCACAGCAAACAAAACCAUGAUGCUAGGAAUGACAUUCAACUGCAUUCUGGAGGCAGACCAAGUCUUGAUGUUAAACUAGAGUCUUCCAGAUCUAAUAGCAGAUCUGCUGCAGAAAGCGUGAACAUGAGACUUUCUCAUUGGCAAGAUAACAGAUCUGAUCCUUCAAAGAGACCUGGUCAUCUUUCUGAUCCAAUGUCCAAAUCCAUGAUUGAACCAAACAGGAGUGGGCAACUUGAGAGAGAUGGACAUAGACUUGAUGAUGCCACUUUAACACAAUCGUGGCAUGCUGAUAUGCCUUCCAACAGGAAUGUCCGUCUAGGAUCAGAACCACGUGGUUCCAAUGCAGAGAACUCCAGAUCAAGAGAUGCCCGGAGUGUUGAACCCACGAGUUGGAAUGCAGAUAAAGUUCAAGCCAAGCCUCCAUCUGGACGAAGAGGAAGUGGAAAGGAUAUGGCAUCAUAUUCCGGGCCUAGUAAUAAGUCAAUGCCUAGACACAAGGAAGCUGAUGUUCCUCCUCGAUUUAGAAAGAAACCAUUAGAAAAUGGGGUGAAGGACCCACCUGCUUUCAGCAGAGAAAAUGCAGGUCCCCAACUCUCAAUAGAAGGAAGAUUUAUUGGAACAACAUCAGAGGAGGCAUGGGAUGGAAGUACAGUCACUUUUCAGGGUUCUCAUAGUUCUCACAGUAGUGAGAACAAUUACUCAGGACAAUAUAAUUCACUACCUGCUAUGUCACUGCCGCCAACUACUGUUUUUAGUCAACCACCCCAGUCAUUACCUCCAGCUCAGUCUCAUGACCAAUGGGCCAAUACUCUACCUGGAACCCGACCCAAAGGCCGUGGCAGACUGCGACCUGAGGAAAUAGAAAUGGAACGUGCUGCUGCUGCUAGAAGGUUCAACCAACCUGGGGGCCUUGACUCCCAUUCUGUUUCAUCAAGUGUAGAAAGUCUUGCUCAUCCCUCCUCUCGACAAGAAUGGUCCAACAAACAAACCUCUGCUCCAUCUUUAUCAGCUGGCAAUAUUGGUGGGCCUUCACUUAGCCAUUCUUAUGGGAAUCAACCACUACCCAACCCUGGACCAUUAAGAAGGAGAACUAGUGGUGGUAGUCUUCAUGGAGAUAGAAAUAGUGGAGGACGUCGAACUCCCACAGGUCGUCUAACCCCUACUGGACGUCUCACACCAACAGGCCGUCUAACUCCUACUAACUCAGGGAAUACAACUCCCAUCAGUCCAGGGCAGGAACCUUUCAAAGCCUUAAAUGCCGCAUGUCAACAGAAGCCAAUUGAUACAAUAGAUCUAAUUGUUCCUGAAAUAACUGAUUGGAAUGAAGAGGUAGAGCGGUCAGAGCAACAACAAGCAUCCACCUCUAGGCCUCCAAGUUCAUUAGACUUUUUGUCAAUUCCAUGUCAGGAUUGGAACGAGGAGGUAGAACGUGCGGAGCAGCUAGCAGAGCACCGAGUAGAUAGCAAUUUAAAAUACUCCCAAGAUACCUCUCAGCGAACCAGUCAACAGGCUCAACACAAGUUUGGAACUGUUCCUCAACAUGAUGAUUUUGCUGUCCCGCAUCAGGAUUGGUGCGAAGAAGUCGAGCGAUCGGAGCGCUUAGAGGCCUGUGCUGGAUCAGAGGCUCACACUCGCAGUUCCUCACCAGUCUCCAGGACAACUGACAACGUGCAGUGGAAGAAGCCUCUACCAACAACUCAGUGGAAAAAGCCGCGCCGAAGGAAAAAGAAUAAGGAUAAACGAGGAGGAAAUGAUGGUGCUAGUGGCGAAAGACAUGGGCAAGGGAGGCCUCAUGAAGCAAACGCCGAUCGUCCUCCCAGCAGGGGCGGCAGCCGCGAUCACAGUGUGGAGCGUCCGGGCGGGCCUUGGCGCCGGGAUCGAAGCCACGACCGAGUCUGGCGGGACCAACCUGGAGGGCCUGGGAGGCCUGCAGGAGCCGGAGGGCCUGGAGUUCCCGGCGGACCCGGCUGGAGGAGGGACCACAGCAAGGAGCGCGGCCUGAGAGACCACAGUCAGGAGCGGGGAUGGCGCCCGCCUGGCCACGGCCCUGGCCCUGGCGUGGGCCCAAGUGACCACAGCGCCGAGCUUCGCCGCGACCCAAGCCCCCACGACGGCCACGGCCAUGGCAAGCGGAACGGGCCUGACUCCCACGGAGGCCAUGGAGGGCGUCACAGGAGGACGAGCGGUCGAGAUCAUAGCAGCGAGCGAGGCCCUGCAACUGCCCCUGGAGCCCCGCCUGCUCCUGUGCCUCCAGCGGCCGGCGGAGGAAGGAACCGCAGGAAUAGCGGCCGAGACCACAGCGGCGACCGGGGAGGCCGUCGCCACAGUGGCCGGGACCACAGCCACGAGAGGGACCGCGGGCGCAACCGCCGCAACAGCGGCCGCGACCACCGGGACCACAGCCACGAGAGGGACCGAGGCCGGCACCGCCGCAACAGCGGCCGAGACCACAGCGGCGGCCGAGACCGGCGUGACCACAGCCGCGAGAACAUGGGCGGUCCCAUGGGCGGCGGCAUGGGCGGCAGCCGGCGCGAGCGGAUGGGCCUGGAGUGGCGCAACCGGGACAGGGAGGGCAUUGACGACGACUGGAGGCGACCCCCGGCGAGCAAGCAGUCGCCACCCCCUCAAAAGGCUCCUGGCAUCCUCGUUCUUCCCCAAGAACAACCAUCGGCUGCUUCUGCUCCUCCACCUGCUAGCAAUUUGUCUCAGAGGCAUCUCUACGAUCACAACAAUCCCAGUAAGCCAAUUAUUGUGGUAAAUCCAAGUGUUCGUGCUUCGUCGGGUCCACCAAGCUCCAAUGGCCCCAGUGAUGACUGGUCUCAGAGUCCACAGACCAUGCCAUAUCAACAAAGAUUUGAGUCAUCAACUAUGUUCCCUACACAUCACCUGCAGCCAACUGGCUCAAUAGUUGCAAACCAAUUUGGUCCCUCUCGACCUGCAUGGUAUGACCCAUACAGUGACAACUUCAGGGCUUCAAGUCAACCACAUCUCAUACUUGAUAUUGAAAAGGCUGACCUGGAGUUGCAUACAAUUAUAAGUUCGGGCAGGUACCUUGAGUUUUGGAGAAGAGUUGAAUACAUAAGGCAAUUUAUCCAGAAUGGAUUUGUUACUUUUGUACUCUCUGAUAUAAAGUUUUUGCACAAAGAAAAUGCAGACCAACAGCUUUGGAAAAUUUUGUUCCACAAUUUGAUUGAGCUCUUAAGAAAGGGGGUUUCUGAAGGUGGCCCAGAUGCUGAUCAUCAGAAAAAGCUGUUGCUUCAGAUUAUUGAUGAUGGUACUCAGUUUUUUGAAUCACUGCUUGUAAAGUUGCAAGAUAAGUAUGGAUUCCGUUUGGAUGAUUUUCUAUCUGGAGCAGACAAUACAAGCAAACUGACAACUGUAAUGGCAGUUGCCAUACUAGUAGCACAGAAGAUAUACCUGUUUUUGGGUGACCUUGCUCGGUACCGUGAGCAGGCAAAUGAAACAUCUAACUACGGAAAGGCCCGACAGUGGUAUCUGAAAGCACACCAAAUUAAUCCUAAAAGUGGACGGCCCUACAAUCAGCUAGCCAUUCUAGCAGUGUAUGCGAGGAGGAAAAUUGAUGCUGUCUACUAUUACAUGCGAGGACUUAUGGCAUCCAAUUUUGUUGUGCACACAGCUCGAGAAAAUCUGCUCUCUCUCUUUGAUGAAAAUCGCAAGAAGUACGAGCAGACAGAGAAGAAAAGGAGAGAAGAGCGAGAAGCUAAAGAGAGGUCGCGGAUGUUGGAGAAGGAAGGUGGUGGCCCACCCAGUCUCAGACGAGAAGUUUGGCAUCAUCCAAACAAUGGUCAACGAGUAAGCAGGACAACAUCAAAUACCGUGCGUCCCGAUCACAGUGAUACUGAAGAAGAGCUUGCCAAGUUGAGCAGUGUGGAUCUCAACAAGCGAUUUGUGAUGAGCUUCAUGCACAUUCAUGGGAAACUUUUCACAAAAGUUGGCAUGGAGACUUUCCAAGAAGCCGCUGUUCAGAUGUUGAAAGAGUUCCACGCACUGCUGCAGCAUACUCCCAUCCCAUUGAAUGCCAAUCGCUUCCUCCAACUGCUGGCGCUAAAUAUGUUCGCCAUUGAGAACACUCAGCUAAAAGCCGAGGAGGAGGAGGCGGGCUACCGCUCGGCCGCGCAGGAGGCGGCCCUCAUCGUGUCGCUGCAGAUGUUCUCGGUGCUGCUGGAGCGGUGCGUGGCGCUGCUGCGCGACCAGGGCGGCCCGGGCGCCGCGCCCCGCGACCAGCUCGUCGACCUGGACGUGGUCGCCCUGCUGCCCGCCAUCAAGAUCUGGUGCGACUGGCUGACGUGCCACGAGCACGUCUGGAACCCGCCGCCCAACGCGGCCGACUACCACGUGGGGCCGCCCGGCGACACGUGGUCCCGGCUCGCCGGCCUCGUCAACAUGCUGGAGACGCUGGACGUGAAUCGCGCCAAGAUCGAGGAGAAACCCGUGGAGGGCUACAUCCAGGUGCGGCUGCCGGAGGACAUGACGCUGGCGGGCUUCAUGCCCCUCAUGACGCUGAUGCAGGAGCCGCUGUACGCGGACCGAGACCUGGACCCCGAGCUCGUGCACGUGUGCGCCCGGCUCAAGCGGCUGCUCUUCUUCGGUCACACGUUCCUCUGCGGUAUUGACCCUCCCGUGUUGCGCCUGCACAAGGACGAGACCGGGCGUAGCGAGUACAUCUCCGUUGCCGCGCGCCCUCCCUACCGCCACCAGCACAAGCAGGCCCCGGCGGCGGCCAGCGCCAGCCCGGCCGACUCGCUGAGCGACGCGGACCUGGACCUGGACGUGGACCUGGAGGAGGAGCAGGACGGGCUGCAGGACAAGGAGGACGAGCUGACCCCGGCCGCGGACGCGACGGCGGACGAGGUGCGCGCGCUGCUAGCGCGCAAGGAGCAGCUCGAGCGGCACCGCCGCCAGCAGGAACGCCACCGCAAGCGCGUGCAGGACAUAAUCCGGCAGUCGGCUGUGGAGGUGGAGAUCGAGGUGCGGCCGCACUUCAUUGUGCCGGACACCAACUGCUUCGUGGACCACCUGCCCCACCUGAAGCUCAUCGCUUGCGGACAGACGUUCCAGCUGAUGGUCCCCACCGUCGUCGUCGGCGAGCUCGAGGGUCUGCAGCGGGGCGCCCGUCCCGGCGAGACCGUGGACGCGGCCGCCGCCGCCCGCGCCGAGCGCGUCGCGCGCAGCGCCAAGGAGGCCCUGGCCUUCCUGCAGCAGCGGCCCCGGCCCCCGAGCCUGCGCUGUGUCACCACCCGCGGCUCGACGCUGGCCUCGGCGACCUUCUCGUCGGAGGACGACGGCCAGCAGGACAUGCUGAACGAUGACAAGAUUCUGACCACGUGUCUUAAUCUGAGUCGCACGACGAGCAAGGAUGAAGUGAAACCUGGUGAGCCGCGCCGUCUGGUGCGCGACGUGGUGCUGCUGACGGACGACCGCAACCUCCGCGUCAAGGCGCUCUCGAGGGACGUCCCCGUCCGGGAACUGCCCGACUUCAUGCGCUGGGCCAACUUGGGUUGAGGAGCAAGGGAGAGAGGCAUUGGAUAGCUGUAGCGCCGCCUCGCAAGGCAUUGAGAGAGAGAGAGAGAAAGCAAUAGAGGGGGUGCCCCUGGGUCUCUGUCCUCGUGAAGGCGGCAACGCUAGGAGUUUGAAGUUCCUUUAGUAACUUAGCCCCCUAGGUCGUGUAGGCCCUGAAACCCUCCGUGCGGCACGCCCACGGCCCUGACGCCCCGCGCGCCCCGCGCCCAGCGAGCACAGUGUGCACUGUCCAGUCAGUCCAGGGCGGAGCUGGUGCUGCCAAAGAGUCUGUGAUUCUGAUCGAGGUGCACCGACAUGGCAUUGCACCGACGCGGGUUGGCCAACAGAGCCUUGCCUUUCGGCUACUUUUCUUGUGUGAUAUUUAUACCUCCUCACGAGCUGUGUUAUUAUUUAGCAGACUUUAAAUAAUAAUGGUUGUAAUAAAAUGCCGAAUGUGCCUUGGCAAGAGUUGCUCCGCGGUUGGCCAGCCCUCGGUGGAGGUUUGCAGGUGUCGUGCCUGUUGGGAUCACAGGUCCCCUUUGGCCCAUAGUUGUCUUUCUGUGGGACUUGCACCCCGCCCCGUGGCUGAGUUACCCACUCUUGCCUUCUGCUACGGUAUUGUGGCAAUGACUGAUUUAGUUUGUUACCGUUCAAUAUUGACUAGUAGAAUGGCAAGAGUGCCAUGGUGAUCUUUUCGCUCUUUCAUCCAAAUGCUUUAAUGAUGUGUGAUAUAGGAUAAUGAGCACUGACUGGAGGAGCCAUGCUCCACUUAAGCUAGGAUACUUUUAUCAAUUAUGAGUGUCUUCUUCUCUAUGACUUAUUCUCAAGUACUCAUUUAGUUUUCCUUAUUUUUUUCUGUACCUUAACUAUUUUUUUUAAUUUUAUCUCUUUGUUACUGCCAGAUGGUAGAGGAUUAAUGAUGAUGUAGAUUUUUUUGAGAGAUGUACCACUAUGUAACAUUUUUCUCGUCCAUGAUGUUCUGGUGAUUAUAAUCAAAUUAGAAACUAGUGUAUUCUCAAUCACACUUCUAUGGUACUAAGGUCUUACCAUGUAUACUGCAAAUGUAAUUACCCUUAUUUGAAUGUCAUAGUUUGUAGCCAUCCUAACGUACUAUCAUCUCUACAUGUAAUUGUUGAUUUUGGCUUUUUAAAAAUUACCUAGGGUCCUUGCACUCUUAUGAUUAAGUGUUGAAAGUUUGCUGCACUAAUGUUAGAUUGUAGAUUUCAUAUAGAUUGGUUCAACAUACAGUUUUUGGCUUUGUUUUUCAUGCUGGCUCUUCAUCAAAGCCUAACUUUUAGUUUGUACCCUUCUUUGAACUUUCUUUGGUAAAUCUCUCCCAUUCUGCUGUGAAUGAAAUUAGCCUCCGUUGUGACUGUUUAGAUAUGAGGAUUUUAACUUAAGACAUUAAAGCAGCCUAUGCUGAUAGAAGUGGUAAAUACCGGUCUCAGAAGUAUAGCUCUAGUUGUACAUUCCUCUAGAUAAUUUUAAACCAAAGAGAGUGGUGUGUUGAGCCAUUUCACUUUUGUUUUGGUUGCAUUCUUUUCUGUUGAUUGCCUUAAACUGCAGCGGUAUUCAAAUGAAUUGUAUUAUUUACUGCCUCCUCUUUGUAUGAAAGACAUUCUGUUAAUCUUUGUCUUGCUUCUACUAGAAACUUGAACAUUAAUUAUGCGAGGUUGUUAUUUAUCUAUCUACUGACAGUUGAUUUUUGUUUGCCCUCACUUCACAUGGCAGGUAUAGAAAACCAUUAUCUUAUUGUUAUGUACAUGUGUAUGACCCUACCUGUUGAUGUCGUUUAAUCAAAAUGCGCUUCUUCCCACUUUUUGGGUCCGGUUAAAGGGUAAUUCUAAAUCCGUAACUGCCAUGUCGGAGAACUGUUCAAAGUUCACUGUGAAAUGUUAGUUUAAAUGGUUCCAGGUUGAAGGGAACCUGAUGUUUUAUAUUUUAGUAUGUUUGUUAUUAUGUUAGUUUAAUUAUGGAGCGUUAUAUGAUUAAAGCAGCUUUGUCAUAGUCUCUCCUCAGUAAUUGUCAUAAUUUCUCUUACGGAGACUUGUUUGAAAAAGAACUGACUUCAAACUACCUGCAUUUAGUGUACGUCAUCUAAUUUUACUUUUUCCUGAACCUGUGUGAUACCUCUACCUUAUGCUUGUGUGCUGUUCAAUUUUCCACUGUGAAUUAGUGAAGCACGUUGUACCUUCCUAGGCUGUUUAAAUGUUUUCUCCUCAAUCAAAAUGCCUGAGAUACUAAGUAUUAAUUUAAGUUAGGACGGUAACAUGUAAAUUUUUUGGCUUCUCAGAUUUGAAAAUUUGUGCUCAAAUCUUAAAAUGUUCCUUUCUCAAUUGGUUUUUGUAAAUACCGGUAGUUAAUUUUAACUCAUUUUCAUUGUUGUCAUUAAGUGUAUUGAUUCUCAUAAGCUUAUUUUUUCUUGUUUGUUUUUUCUCUUAUUUUCCUUAACAUUGUGGCAUUUGUGCACAUGUACUUAACUGUACAGACUAGUUAUUUUUCUAAUUUGAUUACGGACACUCUUUGAUAAUUUACAGGCGGCUUGCCAAUCGCAGUUUGUGCCAUAUUUUUGUUGUUUUAAUGAACUGUAAAGAAAACGGCCUACGGUAAGGUAAACCGCUGACUUAAUGUUAGGAACGCGGAAUAAACCAAUUCCCUGGAAA